Molecule: messenger RNA, 885 nt
Organism: Triticum dicoccoides
Lineage: Eukaryota; Viridiplantae; Streptophyta; Magnoliopsida; Poales; Poaceae
Exons: 1
Coding region: 46-576 (176 amino acids)
Source: RefSeq, a predicted model, not a curated record
UACCCCAAAGCAAAGCAAUCUGGAGUAAGGAUCGCCGCCGAAGCAAUGGCGACGGCGAGGGGCACCGAGCGGCGGCGGCAGGGCGGGGAUCGCACCCGGGCCAGGCUGCGAGAGAGGAUCAAGUACCGCCACGACAGGCUCGUCCAGGACGCCUGGGAGGUCUCCGAGCUCUUCGCGCCCCACCUCGCCAUCCUCGCCUUCACCGCAGUUGGCAAACCCCUUCUCUUCGGCAACCCCACCCUCGACUCCGUCCUCAGCAGUGUCUUCCUCGACGCCGACGUCGGGACCGAGACGGUGGACGAGGCCGCGGCGCGCGUGGCGGCGGUGAGGCGUGAGGUGGGGUGGAUCGAGGCGCAGGUCGCGCACGAGCAGGCGCGGCUGCGCGCCGUCGCGGAGAAGGUCAGGGCAGCGCAGGAGGAACAGGGGAGGGCGCACUGGUGGGAGGUGGAUGUGGACGCGCUCCGGGAGGCAGAGCUGCCCGAGUUCGCCACGGCGCUCGAUGCUCUCAGGGCCGACGUUCUCCGCCGCCUCGCCAAGUUGGCCGAAGCCCGGAAGCCACCGCGGCGGCAGUGGUAGUGGCUUCGCCAUGGGGAUCGUCGCACGGCUGACGGGUUCGUUCAGUCCAUCAGAUUAUUUUUUGCUUGCCUAAUCAGGUCAUUGUUCGGGAUUGGAACAGCAGUACGUAGCUGCAUAUAGCAAGAUGUUACAACUUUAGCUUGCAUUUUUUUUGUUCAUUGCGUGGAAAAUCCUCUCGAUGAUUGAAUCGGAGUAUAUGCAUAAUCAGGAAUGACGUGGUAGAACAAAUUGUUGCUCCCUGGAGUAUGGUUUUAUUCUGAAUUUUUGCUGAUGCAUCUGAUCUGAAGGUACAAGUAUAUAGUUCAGAGU